AUUAAUGUCCUUUUUUUCUUUAAUUGGUACAACGGUCAGAAAAGGUUUUGCAAAUUGCAAGGGCAGAGAUUAAAAAUCAAUUAUUACAUCCUAAUAAGGGCAUGGCAUUAGAUGCACCCUUCCACGAGCCCAACGGUCCGUCAUGGAAUUUCCAUCAACCAAUCAAGUGGCCACGUGGAAGAAACGUUCGUCGAGAGUGCAGCGAGGAUGAUGGACGCCAGGAGUAGAGUGGGAAAUCCAUGCGCGCAGUGCGUACACUAAAACGGUCGAGUUUAGUGCAAAAUGGGAGGGUGGGGGCCACGUGGAGUGACAGCGGUCCGUUGAACAGCUCCGGCCUUUUUGUCGUCGUCGUCACUCGUCACAUUUCUCAUUUCUGAGAGAAGUGGGUCCCGCCGGCACACAUAACUACACUCUUCACACAACUCAGCACUCCACUUCUCUCCCCAUAAAACCCUCCUCUUCACACAACUCAGCACUCCACUCUCUCCCCAUAAAACCCUCCUCAAUUCUCUCCCCACUUUCACCCACUCUCUGACUCACUCACCACUCACUAUACAAUAUACAUAUCAGGGUCCGUCACAAUCCCCAACUCAGCCCAGGAGAUCCUCUCUCUUCCUCUCUCGCAUGCUCUGCUCGUCCUCGAAUUAGAGCAUGGAGCGUUCCACAUUCUCGUGCUUCUUCCUCCUCUUAAUCUUCGCAUUUGCAGCUACAUUUGCAGAUGCGGGGUCUAUUGGGGUGAACUACGGCCGGAUCGCCAACAAUCUGCCAUCGGCGGUGAAGGUGGUGAAGCUGCUCAAGUCUCAGGGUCUGGAACGAGUCAAAGUCUACGACACCGACCCGUCCGUACUCAAGGCAUUAUCCGGAUCCGGCAUCAAAGUGGUGGUGGAUCUACCCAACCAGCUUCUCUACUCCACUGCCAGGCGCCAGUCCUUCGCCAACGCCUGGGUCCAAAAGAACGUCGCCGCCUUCUACCCGUCGACCCAGAUCGAGGCCAUCGCCGUCGGCAACGAAGUGUUCGCGGACCCGAAUAACACGACCGGGUUCCUCAUGCCCGCCAUGCGAAACAUCCACUCUGCACUGGUCAAACAAAACCUUCACUCCACCAUCAAAGUUUCCUCUCCCAUUGCCUUGAGCGCCCUCCAGAACUCAUACCCGUCUUCCGCCGGGUCGUUUCGACCCGAACUGAUUGAACCCGUUUUCAGACCCAUGCUGGACUUCCUCCGCCAAACCGGGUCGUAUCUCAUGGUCAACGCGUAUCCGUUCUUCGCCUACGAAUCCAACUCCGACGUCAUCUCUCUGGACUACGCCCUGUUCCGGGCAAACCCCGGCGUAGUUGAUCCAGGCAACGGGUUCCGGUACUUCAACCUCCUAGAUGCCCAACUCGACGCCGUUUUCGCGGCCAUGUCUGCUCUGAAGUACAACGACGUUAAUUUGGUGGUCACCGAGACGGGCUGGCCUUCGAAAGGCGACUCGAACGAGAUCGGCGCCAGCGUGGAAAACGCCGCCGCGUACAACGGAAACCUGGUACGCAGAGUGAUCAGCGGCGGCGGGACGCCCCGAAGGCCCAAAGCAGAGCUCACCGUUUACCUCUUCGCCCUGUUCAACGAGAACCAGAAGAACGGGCCCACAUCGGAGAGGAACUACGGUCUCUUUUACCCCAGCGAAGAGAAGGUCUACGACAUCCCGUUUACGGCGGAGGGGUUGAAGCAUUACCGGGACAUCCGGUCACCGAGCGGCGGCCGGCAGAGGGGGUCGACGCCGGUGAGCGGCGGCAACGGAGGGCAGGUGUCGACGAGCUCGUCGGGGCAGACGUGGUGCGUGGCGCAGGCGGAGGCGGGAAAGGAACGGCUGCAGGCGGCUCUAGAUUUCGCGUGCGGGGAGGGAGGGGCUGAUUGCGUGGGAAUCCAGCCUGGAGCCCCGUGUUACUAUCCGAACACGCUUGAGGCUCACGCUUCGUACGCCUUCAAUAGCUAUUACCAGAAGAAACAGCGUGCGGGCGGCUCGUGCUACUUUGGCGGGACCGCGAACGUCGUAUCUCAGCCACCCAGUGCGUAUUCUAUCUCUUCUCCCGCUUUAUACUCUAUCUUGCGCCGCUUCUAUAUAUAUAUAUAUAUAUAUAUAUAUAUAUAUUGUUUGGCCCAUGUUAAAAGAGAAUCCAAGGUAAAAUAAAGAAACGAAUGAAAAUGAAUAUGCAAUGUUUGGGAAAGACAAGUCAACAAAACAAAACUUUUGUCCCUUUAGAGGGGGUGAGAGAAAGUGAUACGGGGUGCAGAUGAAUAUUAUCAUCUCGUGGAAUGUGUAAGGUGCAACUGUUCCCAUUUCGUCUUCAUUUUUUUUUAUUGCUAAAGAGGCUGGUUUUUGUUUUGCAGAAUUUGGGAAGUGUGCUUUGCCGACGGGAUAUUGAGCUCUCGACCGACGACGCAAAGAUGGUGACAAGAGACGCGGCGGGGAGGCACUACUGGCUGGUUCUAGAUUUAGCGGGGGAAUUUUUUGUUUUACUUUCUUUCCCAGUGGUCAUAAUGUUGAUUUAGAUAUGGACGAAAAUCAGUUUCGCUAAUUUGUCUAUAAUUAAUGAAGGUCAAAUAUAUUAGUAGUUUCUUCA
Messenger RNA from Malania oleifera, 2602 nucleotides. RefSeq names its product glucan endo-1,3-beta-glucosidase 12. The record is from RefSeq and is a predicted model, not a curated record. Gene Ontology annotation, molecular function: hydrolase activity, hydrolyzing O-glycosyl compounds. Gene Ontology annotation, cellular component: plasma membrane. Bases 652 to 2169 code for a protein of 505 amino acids. The transcript has 2 exons. Gene Ontology annotation, biological process: carbohydrate metabolic process. Lineage: Eukaryota; Viridiplantae; Streptophyta; Magnoliopsida; Santalales; Ximeniaceae.